AGUAUUAUUACGUAGUUUGUUUGAUGAUCCACACUAUCUUAAUAUAAUAUGAACCAUUAAAUAAGAAACUUUAAUUGUGAAGUGACUGUGAUACUGUGUGUUCGUAUUUUUAUAGACUCGUGUGAAAGAUAAUAAGAAAAUAAUUAUUUUAUUUAUGUGCGUUUUAUGUGACAAUAUAAAAAAUGAAGGACAGUGAACGUAGUGAAAAUUCUAGUAAAGAAUCGCAGAAUGGCAACCAAAGCUCAGAAUCCAAAGACGAAAAAGACCCAAUGGAGAUCCUCGAAGAAGCCCUCGAUGCCUGCAAGUUUGGACGCUUCCACGUCAGGCUUCUCUUCAUCACUUUAGCAGCGCAAUGUGCCACCACCAUGGUGACCACCACUACGUCGUAUAUUAUGCCAAAUGCGGAGUGCGAUCUGCAUAUGAACAUCAUGCAAAAGGGACUGGCGAAUUCUAUGCCGUUUUUCGGUCAAGUUGGUGCAGCUCUAUUUACAGGGUUCCUCAUAGACGCUUUCGGGAGGAAAAUAUUUUUAGUUAGUGGAUUAUUGGGCAUUUUCGUAUGCUCAAUAAUUGAAGGUUCUAGUCAAAACUUAUGGAUGUUGAUAUUUGGAAAGCUGAUGGAGGGAAUAUUCUCAAGCUUCUGCUUCACCACGCCUGCAGUGAUGGUGUCAGAAAUGGUCCACAGAGGCGUGAGAGACCGGGUGUUGCUGUUGAAUGCGUCAUUUAUGUCACUGUCAUUGAUUCUGACAGCGCUUAUGUCAUGGGCCAUAUUGCCACAUAAGUGGGACUUUGUGCUGAUUGAGGGGUACUUUGUUCUACAUUCCUGGAACUUCUACCUAUACAUCUGCUCAAUAUGGAGUCUUAUAGCGGGUGUUUCAUACUACUUCUUGCCAGAAAGUCCUAAGUUCCUACUAUCUCAUGGACAAGAAAAUGAAGCUUUGGAUGUAUUGAAAGAUAUUUACUGCACCAACACUGGGAAGGAUAGAGAUUCAUUCCCUAUAACAUCUCUGAGUGCAAGUGGCACGUUUACCCCAACUACCAAAGAUACGAUGAAGAAACAACUGACGAACGCCUUGUUCGAAGUCAAGAACCUCUUCAGGAUGCCGCUAGUGGGCCGACUGUUUUUGUUCUCCGUGAUGACGUUCGUUUGUUUGCUCGCGUACAGCUCUCUUCGAUUAUGGUACCCUCAAAUAUCAACCAUAGUGGAAAACUACCAAAAAGAACACAACCAGACCGACUGGUUUUGUGAAAUGAUAACAGAUUAUACCGAUUCCUUACACAAGAAGGAGAUUUACAUGAAGAAUGCUUCGUAUUUGGAAACCAAUCUCACUGUUAAUAAGACUGAAAUUUGUGUGCCGCAAGUCAGCGGUCCAGAAACCUACACGAACGGCAUGAUCCUCGGCUUCAUGUCUCUCCUCGGGAUCUGUAUAAGCACGUACGCGGUCGGGAUAUUCGGUCACAAGCCCCUGAUGUUCGCUCUGCUUCUCUUCUGUGCUGCGUGUUCCGGCUCCCUCUACUGGACGAAUACGCUGAUUCUGAUAGCUUUGCUCAUAUCAGCGACAUGCGGGUUCAUGCAGACUGCCCUGAGUUUACAGCAGAACUUGCUGGUCAGAGUCUUUCCAACGACUUUGAGGUCCCUCUCCAUAUCAAUAAUAGUGAUGGUGGGCAGAAUGGGCUCCCUGCUCGGCAGUGUUUUGUUUCCUGUGAUGUUGACAGCAGGGUGUAUGGUGCCGUUUCUAGCGCUUUCCAUUUUGACAUUUUGUGUUGCAGGUCUUGUGUUCCUUCUACCCAGUCCCAGCGCGAGCAGCGGUGGCGAUAAAUAAAUUUUAUUAUAGCGUA
Ostrinia nubilalis (European corn borer) is the source of this 1836-nucleotide messenger RNA. RefSeq names its product synaptic vesicle glycoprotein 2B-like. The transcript has 10 exons. NCBI's taxonomy places the organism in Eukaryota, Metazoa, Arthropoda, Insecta, Lepidoptera, Crambidae. Gene Ontology annotation, cellular component: membrane. Gene Ontology annotation, molecular function: transmembrane transporter activity. The coding region runs from base 183 to 1820 and encodes 545 amino acids. The record is from RefSeq and is a predicted model, not a curated record. Gene Ontology annotation, biological process: transmembrane transport.